Messenger RNA from Fundulus heteroclitus (mummichog), 2395 nucleotides. RefSeq names its product phosphorylated adaptor for RNA export (gene phax). The record is from RefSeq and is a predicted model, not a curated record. Gene Ontology annotation, biological process: snRNA export from nucleus. The coding region runs from base 211 to 1440 and encodes 409 amino acids. Gene Ontology annotation, cellular component: nucleus. Lineage: Eukaryota; Metazoa; Chordata; Actinopteri; Cyprinodontiformes; Fundulidae. The transcript is spliced from 2 exons.
UAUUCGACAUUUAUUUUGAAAGGGUCAGAGUUGGGAAGCGGAAGUCAGAGGUUAGCCUAGCGGGAAUCUGCUUCUUGCUUGGCGGUGCUGUAGCUCCAGUCCAUUAUAGUUGUUGCAAAAACCAAACUCCCCCCUUAUGCUGAGUCCAGCUAGCUGCAGCCAGACUUUUCACGGCAUCUGUGUGGCGCCUUAGUUUUGUUAUUGGAAAACAUGGCGGAGCUGAUGGACGGCGACCUGGAAGACGGAGAAAUCUCCGGCUCGGACACCGAGAUGGGUGGCGCUGCGGCCGAACAAGCCAAAGCCCAGGGCUCCCUGGCGUUCAGCGGGGAGUCCUUCCAGCCGAGACCUGCGUCCGCCUGCCAGCCUCCCGCCGCCUACCGGAGCUCCGCCAAGGCGGUGGAGUCCAGCGACAGCGACGCGGACUCCUCCGACGAGGAGGCCGCCGUCUGGCGUCGGAAGCGGCUAAAAGUGUCAAACGCCCCGCAGCCGCCCGCCAGCUCCGCGCGGCCCGGUCCGCCCCUUGCGUCCGCGCGCGGAGCCCCGGAAAGCCGCAAGGUGAACAACAUCUGGGGCUCGGUGGUGCAAGAACAGUGCCAGGAUGCCAUAACAGCGGAGCUGGGCGUGUUCGGCAUGGAGGGCGUCAGCAUGGCCAGCAGAAGCGUUGAGACUUAUAACUUCGUCCUGGCUCGGAAGAUGAUGGAGAAGGAGAGGGAGGCGGAGAGGCAGUCCAGGCAGGGAGGAGAGGUGAGCAUGCUGGAUGCUGAGCUGGAGGAUUACAUGAGGGGCCGAGGGUCGGAGGGUGACGCCAAGCGAAAGCGCCCUGCCAGGGAGAGACUAGGCGCUAAAGCUGAGAUGGACACCAAGGGCCGGUACGAGAUAACGGAGGACGACCCGGACGACAAGGUGAUCGACGAAAUCGCGUACAGGCUGCAGGAGCCCAAGAAAGACCUGAUCGAGCGCGUGGUGCAGGUGGUGGGGAAGAAGAAAGCCAUAGAACUGCUGGGAGAGACCGCCACGCUGGAGGAGAACGGCGGCAUGUACACCAUGGACGGCAGCAGGCGGCGGACGCCCGGCGGCGUCUUCCUCAACCUGCUGAAGAACACGCCCAGCGUGAGCCGGUCGCAGAUGAAGAAGAUCUUCUUCGAAGAGCACCAGAAGGAGUACAAGAGCAAGAAGGCGGCGCAGAAGAGACGGCGGCACGUGCUGGCCAAGAAGAUGAAGCAGGCCAUCGGCACGCUGAACCUGCACGAGCACGACGACGUCUCCAGGGAGACGUUUGCCAGCGACACCAACGAGGCCUUGGAGUCACUGGAGGAGGGUGCAGAGGGAGAGGAGGAGGAGGAGGAGGAGGAAGAGGAGGAGGAAGGGAAGGAGGAAGCUGCUGUAGGGACCGAGGAGACGGCAGUGGUCUACAGCUCUGCAGACCUGGAGGUUUUCUGACCUCCAGGUAUUUUCUGAGCAAAACUAAGCAGUACUACAAUGAAAAUGACACACUGGAAGCACUGUGCUUUGGAGAGUCAAACUGUCCUGAGUUUGGUGUUUUUUUUUUUUUGUUAGCAAUAAAAGAAUCUUUACUAAAAUAGUUUUCUCUCUGUUCUGCUUGGAUAAUAUAAUCUUUGUCUUUAAAUCUGUUCUGCCUGAACACUGGGCGUUUAGGUGAGUUUCGUGCUACAGUUUUAGACACAGGCAAUGAUGGCCUUCCUCUACUUCACUGCCCGUUAGAAAACUCACAACUAAGACUUAUUAUCAGUGCAGCAUAUAGAUCUCUGACAAUACACCGUGCAUAUUCUGGAGCACGUCUGUUUCAUAUGAAGCAUUUUAGAGUAACAGAGUUAUUGUAGUACUGGCAAGCGUCCACUGGAUGGCAGACAUGCUCCUUAUAAGCUCCAGCACUACAACCACAGAGCAGAGUGUAUUUUAAUAGACUUUUAUGUGGCGCAUAGAGCCCUGUUUAUUUUGAUUUCCCUGAAUAAAGUCCAGCGCCUUUAGAUGCCACCUAAUUAGUAAAAGUCCAUCUGCUUGCCACUUAAUUUCGGUAUACUUGCAUUCCCGUGAAGCCCUCAGACGUUUGUUGAUUUGCCGCAUCUUAAAACCAGUGUGGUCAGAGAAAGCUGUGAAGAAUCUUCACUGUCUGCUAUUACGGAUCCCUUAUUAGUGCCUAUGAGAAUGAUUAUGUGCAUUAUACCUACGAUGAUGAGCACACUGCAAAAGAAUCUUGUAAAAAAAAAAAAGUAUAUGUAGUAUUAAUUUUUCAAAGGAUUAAAAGUAAUAACUUACUGGCAAACUUGCCAAUGACUUACAGUAACAUAUGAGGAAAGUAUUACAUUGUAUUUAUCACAUUUAAAAUGGAUACAAUUAUGGCGUUGGUUAUUGGCUAUUAAAGACGUAAUUCCUA